ACACGUACGUCCUUUCUGACCGUGACCGAAACAAUUGCACCCUUUUUGUUCCCUCCCUUAAAAUAACGGCAAAACUGCUUCUUUCCAUACAUGUAAUUCAUAUUCAGACAUUUAACGUGGUCACCAGUGGUUUAAAUCCGCUGUCUUAAGAAGGAUUGCGCCGCUCGUUUAUUGUGACGCAACAUCAUGAAAUGAUGAACCUUCUCAUUAUUCAGUGCAUGUAGUAAAAUUCCAUCUUAAGUCAUAGUGAAAAUGAGUCACAGACUGUUUGAAGAGAGACAUCAUGCCUCCCUCUAUCAAAAAUAUCGCUUUGAUCCACCUGAUGAGCUGAAGGAGAUCAUUCUUCAAUAUCUGGACAAAAAGCAUGCUUCACAGAAAGGCCAGCCACAUCAGCUAGCUGUAGAUUUGGGCUGUGGAACGGGACAGAACUCUCGUCUGCUGGCGCCACACUUCCAGGAGGUGGUGGGCAUCGACGUCAGUGAGUCUCAGCUGGAGGAGGCGAGAGCAGUGCCAGGGUUCCCUAAUCUCAGCUACAGAGUGGGCACAGCAGAGGAACUGCCUUUCCCGAAUGGCUCAGUGGACCUGUUGACAGCUGCGUCUGCAGCUCAUUGGUUUGACCCUGAGCGUUUCCUAAAGGAGGCUGUACGUGUCCUGAAGCCACAGGGCUGCUUGGCUCUCUUUGGCUAUGGAGACAACUUCAAAUUACACCAUGAAUCCUGUGGUGAUCAACUUAAUUACAUAUAUGAGGAUGUCAGGCAGGUACUGCGGCCCUACACAAGCUCUAUGGUAACUGUGGCCAACAUUAAACUACAGGAUUUAUUUGAAGCCAUACCCUUCCCAGACAAAGAGAGGAUUGAACUAAUACCAGUCAAGCAGCAGCUGACCAUCAAGAACAUAAUUGGGUUUUAUGAGACAUUCUCCAUGUACCAAGCCUAUCUGAGAGCAGAGCCCAGUGCUGCAACUGCUUUAUUAGAGAGAACAACAUCACGUUUUCUAGAGGAGAUGAAUGUGUCAUCAACAGAAGCUAAGCUUGAGUUAAUAUUUGAGUACUUCUGUGUGCUGGCAUGUAAACCUCAGUGACACAUGACUCGAGUCACCAGACCCACCUUUGAUCAGGCCUCCUGUACUGUAAUUUCAGAUUUGAUAGCUUUUACAAGCUCUCCAGCUAAUGUUUUUAUUCCUAUAUGUUUAGGUUACUUUGUUAAUCAAGUUGUUAGCAAAUCUGUUGGAUCUUUCGAUUAAUGUAUAAUUAUUAUUUUUUUUUAAUAAUUUGACUUGAAAGAUUCUGAAAAUACAAAUCAAUGUAUUGACAUUGCUUCUGGGUUUUUUUUUUAAUUGUUCCCUCAUAAACAUGCAUAUAUUUAUCUAAUGUUGUUUUGAAAUGGAAAUAAAUCAAUGCCAUUAUAUUUUGUGCACUUUCCCCCCAAAUGAACAAUAAACUUUUCUUUGGAU
Myxocyprinus asiaticus (Chinese sucker) is the source of this 1452-nucleotide messenger RNA. RefSeq lists its product as uncharacterized. The record is from RefSeq and is a predicted model, not a curated record. Gene Ontology annotation, molecular function: S-adenosylmethionine-dependent methyltransferase activity. Lineage: Eukaryota; Metazoa; Chordata; Actinopteri; Cypriniformes; Catostomidae. Bases 253 to 1080 code for a protein of 275 amino acids. The transcript has 6 exons.